CCUCCAGCAGGUAGAGCAGGGUGGAGGGGAACAUGAAGAGGAGGAAGGUGAAGUCGGCGACGGCCAGGUUGAGGAUGUAGACAGUGAUGGGGUUCCUGCGGAUGUGGAAUCCGAGGAGCCAGAGGACAGCCCCGUUCCCAGCCAGCCCACAGAGGCAGAUGAGCAGAGUGGCACCGUCUAUGGCCACAUCGGUGACAUUGAUCCCACAGGAAUCAUCUCCUUCAGUGUCCAUCACGGGAGAUGAGGGAGGUGGGGACGUCUGGUUCAGCUCCAUGGUGGAAGGGCACGCUCACUCCCUCCCUCCGGUGCUCCUCGCCACGGUCUUCUCCAGUGAGGAAAACUGGGAUCUCCACGUCCUCAGAAGCUCCAAGCAGCCUAUUUGUCCCCAAAUAAAGCUGCUUUUUGGGGCGUUUCUGCACAAUCACGGGUCAGGUACUGAGAGCACUGGGCAGUUGCACACAGGCUGCCUCUUCUCCCGUCAAAAUUCUGUUGGUCUUGCGGGAAAGGAAAUGUUUUGUCCGAGCAAAUACCCCAGAGGACGAACACUGCAGCAGUUACAUCUCGUUGUGAAAGAAUCUUGAUGCUUUUAGGAUUCAACCUGAUAUCUCAUGAGACUGCCUCCCAGCGUGAGGAUCCCUCUCCUCCGACUUCGUCCUGCACCAGGCCUGGGUGAGAAUUUGGAAUUUGUUGUCUGAGCCAUGACUUUGGAUUCACUCCAAUUGGUCUGGGGGCUCCAGAGCCCUCCUGGUCCUGCUGGUACUCACUGAGAGAGCCUGGAGAAGCAGAGAGGGUGGCAGGGGACAGCACACACAACCCCACAUCCCUCCCUGCAACCUUACACAAGAAGCACCAUUCACCCCCACCAAAGUUUUGGGGUGGCAGAAGAGGGGAGGGGAGAGGGUUUUGGGGACAUCCAAACAGGGGCACGGGGCACAUCACUGCUGGGGUGGCAUGUCCCCGAGCAAAGCGGGGUGUCACAGCCUGUCCCACCCGGGUUGGGAUCACCAGGAAAAGGCAGGCAGGUGCUGCUGAGCUGGGUGCCAGGGACAGAGGCUCGGGCAGGGCCGGGCUCAGCACGGCGCAGCAGGGGUGUGACAGUGACAGCGGGGCCAGGGCAGUGAGUCACCCCCGUGCCUCUCUCCACCCCUGGACUUUGCCUCCUGCGGAUGCUCAGGGCAAUAACAAUAAACCCCAGGCUCGGAGGCGGGAAUGGGGCGCCGGGGAGGGCACGGGGGUCCCAUCCCUGGCGGCUGCGCUGCGCAGGGGGAUCUGCAGCGGUGGGGUUGGGACGGGCAGUGGGAUGGGGAGUGGGAUCAGGGGUGAGGGUGCGCCUGAGGCAGCGGGCAGGGGUGCGAGGGAGCGUCGCGCAGGCAGGCAGGACACGCAGGUGGCAGCGUGACGCUUGUGCGCCGCGAGGACCUGCCGGGAGAAGGUCACCUGUGUGCCAGGACACCCGUACGUGUGUCCCGGCCACUGUGACGGCCGCGGCGGGCGGGCCCGGCGGGCGGGUGACAGCCGCACCCUGGAGCGGGCGGGCGCUUGCCGCCUGCCUGUCCCCAUCCCUGUCCCCGCCGAGGCCACUCGGGCUCCGUGGCCCCACCGGACACCCCCAUGCAGCGGGAGCGCGGGGAGCAGAGCCCAGGAGCCCCCGAAACCGAGGUCAAGGCUGUCAUCGUGGGGGAUGGCGGCUGCGGGAAGACGUCGCUGCUGGUGGCCUUCGCCAAAGGGGACUUCCCCAAGGUCUAUGUCCCCACCGUGUUCGAGAAGUACACGGCGUCCCUCCAGGUUGCCGGCAAGCCCGUGAAGAUCCACCUGUGGGACACAGCAGGACAGGAAGACUAUGACAGGCUUCGCCCUCUGUCCUACUCGGAUGCCAACGUUGUCCUCAUGUGCUUUGAUGUCACCGACUCCAACAGCUUUGACAACAUCCUGACGAAGUGGUACCCGGAGGUGAACCACUUCUGCAAGGGCGUCCCGGUGCUGCUGGUGGGCUGCAAGACGGACCUGCGGCAGGACCAGGAGGUGCUGCAGAAGCUGAAGGACGGACGGAUAGAGCCCGUCUCCCGCCAGCAGGGAGAGGCCAUGGCCCGGCAGGUCCGCGCCGUGUCCUACAUGGAGUGCUCGGCCAGGUACCAGGACAACGUCGGGAACAUCUUUGUGACAGCCUGCAGUGCCGCCAUGGGUGCCGCCCGCCGGAGGCAGCGCAAGGCGGGACACAGGAGGGUCUGCGUGAUCCUCUGAGCCCCCCGGCUCGGCACAGCCCACCGGGACCUCCCGCUGCUGCCUCAGCUCUGCCGCCGCCACCGGAACGCCCUGCCACCCUCGCCACCCGGGGCUGGCACCGCCGGUCCCCGCGGGGUGACAGCAGGAAAGCGUUCCUGGCAUGAACUGUCGCGCCUGGAUCCCAGAGUCCUGUCCCUUUCCCGCUGGGGAUGCCAGCGUCCUGUCCCUGUCCCAGGGAUCCCGGUGCCACCACGGCUGCCAGCACCCGCUGCCAGCGGCUCUGGGGACACAGAACUGAUCGGGGGGUCCCCUUCCUGCUGGCAGGCCAGCGCCGGAGUGGGACACGGGGUGACCGCAGGGCGACCUGCUGCCAUUAAAGUGACACAAAACUCA
Passer domesticus (house sparrow) is the source of this 2616-nucleotide messenger RNA. RefSeq names its product ras homolog family member D (gene RHOD). Gene Ontology annotation, molecular function: GTPase activity; protein kinase binding; GTP binding. The coding region runs from base 1612 to 2241 and encodes 209 amino acids. Gene Ontology annotation, cellular component: cytosol. The transcript has 7 exons. Gene Ontology annotation, biological process: small GTPase-mediated signal transduction. The record is from RefSeq and is a predicted model, not a curated record. Lineage: Eukaryota; Metazoa; Chordata; Aves; Passeriformes; Passeridae.